Molecule: messenger RNA, 2457 nt
Organism: Symbiodinium sp. CCMP2456
Lineage: Eukaryota; Dinophyceae; Suessiales; Symbiodiniaceae
Source: the annotation of a GenBank genome assembly
AUGGUGAACAGCAAGGUGCUGAGUAUCUUGCCAAGGGUGGAGGCACGACAGACGGCCCUGAGGAAUGCUCUGCAGGAAUGUUUGGACCAGAUCUCCGAGCACGGGCACCUGCUGCAGAAGUUCCAGGAUUUGGUCAAGAAGGGUGUAACCGAGGAGCAGGUGGACGCAUGUAUCAGGGAAGGAUCGGAUCCAUACGGGUUGGAACGACAGAAAUCCUUGUUCAAGUGCAUGUACCAGCUGGGUCGCCGGCUGCAACUCGUCAGCCUCAUGCUCGGCAAAAGGGACGUGUUGGGGACCAACAUGAUGCCACUGGACAUCGCUCCGAAGGCGGAGGAUGUCACCACUGCCUUGCGAAAAAUGGAGGGGCUUGACUUGGUGAUUGUUCCGCUGGAAGAGCUCCUGGACCUCGCCAACUUUAUCCAGUCGGGUUUGAACAUGGAAGACCCUGAGACGUACAAGGAGAACAUCGAUAUUCGUGCCGCUGAUGCUCGAAAGAUAAUCAGUGCUACCAAUGCCGGCUUGCGGUCCUUGAAAAAGGGGGCCUCGGACAUGAAGGCGGCCGUGCAGGCUCACAAGGCUUCAGAGCAACGGCGGCAUGAUAAGUCUGGCGGUGGCUCUGGCGGUGAACGUGCCAAGAAGGGCGGCAAGCUCUCCAAAUAUGCAGCGACGUCGGACCCCGCCGAGCCUCGACAGGAGUUUGAAGUCAUCAAGAUUCACAAGGCCAUCGAGAAGCAGGGAAGCAUUCCAAAUGUCAGGGGCUUCGAGGAUUUGUCUUCCCGAGACUCCAAGGGCACCCGACCUUUCACGAUGCGAAAGGGCAAGAACAUUCUGAAGCUCCUGUUGAAGGACGAUGGCACACGUGCAGAGUUUCAAGAUUUAAUCUUCAAAUUCAAGGAGGAUUUCUUGGCCUCCAGCAAGGACAAGGUUAUGGUGCACGUUUCGGAGGGCAUCUGUGAUGUACUCAGAGUGGAGGUGCUACAAAUGAUACCGGGCGACACCGCGUGGCCCUUCCUCCGCCGAUCGUCCAAGCCAAGACACACGGAGCAGGAGAUCAAGGACACCUCCGUUUUCCUGGAUAGCGUCUUUGUGUCGGGCCAGAAGCUGCAGUAUGUCCAUCGUGGCGCAGACUUGGGCUGCGUCGGAUCUCUGCGUGUGCAGCUGGAAGGCGUGCGCCUCAUCAUCCUGGCCAGAGUGACCGAACUCUUGGCGGUGCUGGGUGACGAGGGCGGCAUUGCCGAUGCCGUGAACUACUUGCUCAGAUUGGAAGAAGCCCCUUCGAAGACCGCGAUCCCGUCGCUUGUCAGCGCCAUCUGCAAGGCUGGCGACGUGACCUUUGUGCCCCCCGGGUACUUGCUGGUCGACAAAGCAUGCAUGGAAACCAAUGUGCGGAUUCCUGUUCCGGUGUUCCCACCCACUCUGCGAGAGGGAUUCUGCGCCUAUGCACGUCAGUAUCCGAAGACACAUCUGACAGCUUUUCUGAAAGUCUGCGAGUCCAUGAAGGACGGCUCUAUCAGUGAUGGCGAGGAAGCCACCGACAAGGAGCCGGAAGAUCCGGCGGGGGACGCCAAAGACGAAAGCCAGGGUGUGUCGGUGAAGAAGGAAUAUCCGUCUGAUGCGAACAAGGAGCAGCCGAACAAGCCAACGGCUGGAACGGCCGAGCCGAUAAAGAAUCCUUUUUCCUCGUUCAAGGAGGAGAUGGAGGAGGUGGGUGAAUGGAUGCAAGACUUGGGGGAGAGUGAUGGGGUGAUCUUGAUUGAUUGCAUCAAGCAGCAUCCAGAGUACCAAAACUACUUGGCCCACCUGAGGGAGGUGGGAGAUGUCGAUGAUGACUAUGACAUCGGCCAGCCCGAUGGCGAUUGGACGGCAGAGGUCGAGGACUUCCAGAACCACUUGCACGUGUACAAGAAGAUUCAGUGGAGCGUCGUGGACGCCCUGAACCAUGGGAGAGCGGCUCAAAAGAAGGCGAUGCAGGAUCACAAGGCCGUGCAACAGGUCGAUGAGAGUCAGUCUCCGGGAGAACAGACGCCGCCCGCAGCGCCCGAACAGAAGUUCGAUUUGAUGGCGCUGAGCGACGAGGAGCUGAAGGGCAUCAUUUCGGAGAUGAAGCUCCACAGCCGGUACCCCCAGUACUUGGAGAUGCUCCGCAAGGACUGUGGGGAGCCUGACUAUGAUUUGGGCAUGGAGGGCGCCGAUCUGAUCUUGGAGAUCGAGGCCUGGCAGAGAUGGGUUGAGAGCGGGGAUGAUGAUGCUGCCAGGCAUGGCUGUGCAAAGGGAGCCGAGCAGGAAGUCAUCCGUGUUGCGAGUGCCGGACCUACUCCGGCCCCUGCCGAGGGAGCAAAGGGAGCCGAAGACGAAGUCCUUGAAGCCGACCAGGAAGUCCUUGAUGUUCCAAGUGCCAAGCCUACUCCGGCCCCUGCAGAGGGAGCCGAACAUGAAGUCCUUGGCACGAAGAAUGCC